Messenger RNA from Epinephelus lanceolatus (giant grouper), 1914 nucleotides. RefSeq names its product interferon regulatory factor 10 (gene irf10). Gene Ontology annotation, cellular component: nucleus. Gene Ontology annotation, biological process: regulation of transcription by RNA polymerase II; immune system process. The record is from RefSeq and is a predicted model, not a curated record. Lineage: Eukaryota; Metazoa; Chordata; Actinopteri; Perciformes; Serranidae. Gene Ontology annotation, molecular function: DNA-binding transcription factor activity, RNA polymerase II-specific; protein binding; RNA polymerase II cis-regulatory region sequence-specific DNA binding.
UACGACUUCUGCAUUUAACUUUGGCGUCCGUUUCUGUACAACUUUCUUUUUAUAUAUAUAUAAACUGCAUUAUUUUAUAUGGCUUCAACAUAAUAAUUCAACUCAGCCUAAGAGCGUCACCUGCGUCAGAAUAAUAUACAGAUUUAUUUUCUCGCUCAUCAGGUAGGUGUGAUUACAUAGUGCUCGAGCCACUGUGCACAUGCAUGGCUGACAUUUGAAAGUGAGGGUUUUGUUCCUGUAAGAGAGACAUCGGUCUGUGCUGAAGAUGGAAGCCAAGAUGCAUAUGAAAGAGUGGCUGAUAGCUCAGAUAGAGAGUGGCAAAUAUGAAGGACUGUGCUGGGAGGAUGAGGAGAAGACUAUGUUCAGGAUCCCGUGGAAGCACGCAGCCAAGAAGGACUACAAGCAGACGGAGGACGCAGCUCUCUUCAAGGCCUGGGCUGUAUACAAGGGCAAGUACAGGGAGGGGAGGGAUAAAGCCGACCCCACCAUGUGGAAGACACGUCUCCGCUGCGCCCUCAACAAGAGCACAGACUUCCAGGAGGUCCCUGAACGCAACCAGCUGGACAUCACUGAGCCAUAUAAAGUCUACCUUAUCCAGCACGACAAUGGGUCAGCCAGGCCAGCAGAGUUGCCCAAAUUAAAAGAUCAAGUGAUCAUCCAGACUAAGCGAUCUGCAAAGAGCCCCAGUAUCCUGGACAAACAGCCUCAUUGUCAAAAGGAAUCACUUCACGCAAAUAAAGAAGAAGUAAAACAAUUGCCUGAUGAUCUGAUGAGGGAGCACAUGUACUGUGAGCUCACUGGGAAAAAAACUCCUCUAACCUUCAUUAGCCCGACACUGACUAUAUCAGACUUCCGUAUGCAGGUGGUGUUGUUGUACCUCGGCCAGAGGUUGAUAAAAGUGACCACCAGCAGCCCAGAAGGGUGCUUCAUCCUGCAGGGCCGCGUCCCCUUGGGAAACGAGCAGAUCUACGGGACCUGCACGGCCCAGCAGCUCUCCUUCCCUUCCCCAGGCUCCGUAUCGCUGCCGUCAUGCAUGGCCGAAGCAAUGAACCGCCUUCUCUGUCACCUGGAGAGAGGUGUGCUAUUAUGGGUGGCCCCAGAUGGGGUGUUCAUCAAGCGGUUCUGCCAGGGCAGGGUGUACUGGAGCGGUCCCAUGGCCCAACACACUGACCGGCCCAACAAACUGGAGCGAGAAAAGACCUUCAAACUGCUUGAUAUACCCACAUUUCUCAAUGAGCUCCAGAGCUGUUUACAGGGGAAGGGACCGACACCUUCUUAUGAGAUUGAGCUCUGCUUCGGAGAGGAGUAUCCAGACCCCAUCGUCCCUAAAACCAAGAAGCUGAUCAUGGCGCAGGUGGUGCCCUUGUUUGCAGUGGAGCUGCUGCAGAGGUUCAACUUGGGAGAGACUGAAGAGAUUCAGCGGCCGGUUCUCACCUCCAACACAGAGGGAGAGAAGAUGUAGGAGGACAGGGAAAGCUACCCUGCAGCACGGUAGCCAUGAACAAUAUACAAGUGGAUUACUGAAGCUUUAUUCCUGCCCUGUCAUCACCAAGAAAGACAUCCUAAGAGCAAAGCAAACAAUACAGAGUAUCGUCAGUGAUAAUGUAUAUAUGAUGAUGAUACGAUGGAGGUGUUGAUUUGUAGACCUUUGCGCAAUACAUAAAAGGAAAUUCUUGAUCAUUAUUUUUUACCUUUUGUUUCCUGUUCAUCAUGCAGCUAACUGGCAAGAGCUAUCAGCUUUUGUUCAGCUAAAAAUGUUGUUUGACCCAAUAUGACAUGCUGAUAAUAUUCUACUAAUGGAAAAAAAGGCAGUUGUUUUUUUUUAACCUCACGCUAAGCAUCUGUACUAAAUGAUAAUUUAAGUGAUAAUACUUUUUACCACAUGCGGAGAAUAAAUUCACACCUGUAAUUAAA